Molecule: messenger RNA, 906 nt
Organism: Anguilla anguilla (European eel)
Lineage: Eukaryota; Metazoa; Chordata; Actinopteri; Anguilliformes; Anguillidae
Product: GTPase IMAP family member 9-like
Exons: 3
Coding region: 148-906 (252 amino acids)
Molecular function (GO): GTP binding
Source: RefSeq, a predicted model, not a curated record
CAGACCAGGGUAGUCUGAUAUGCUGGAAUCCACUUGUUACGUGUUUGGCUAAGAAAGCAGGUAAUUUCCUCAAAGAGCUACUCUUGACUUGCUAGAACAGAAGGUCUGAUCAGAACUGUCCUUUUCCAGUUCUUCAACUGACAAGAUAUGGGUAUGACAGGAAGUAAGCAAGCAGGAGGUAAGCAAGCAGGAGGGUCAGCUGAUCUGAGGAUUGUUCUGUUGGGUAAGACAGGAGCUGGGAAGAGCAGCACAGCCAACACCAUUCUCGGAAAGAAGCUGCUCAAAUAUUCAUGUCGUGCAAACUCAGUUACAGCUACAUGUCAGGCUGCAACCAACACUGUUGAUGGGAGGAAAAUCACUGUGGUUGACACACCAGGGUAUUUUUCUACUGGGUGCACUGAUGAAAAGCUAAAACCUGAGAUAGCCAAGUGCAUCAUAGAGUGUUCCCCUGGACCUCACGCUUUUCUUAUCGUGCUGCCUGUGAGGAGAAACAAAGAGGAGGAGAAUAAAGCAGUGGAAGAGAUUCUGAAUAUGUUUGGGGAGGGGGCUCUGAAGUACGCUGUUGUCCUGUUUACUCACGGAGACCAGCUUGACGAUGACAUGACCAUCCAACGGUUUGUGGGUGAUAAUGACCAUCUGAAAAGACUUGUCCAAAACUGUGGAAACCGGCUUCAUGUCAUUGAUAACAAAUACUGGAACAAUCCAACUGAAGGCCCCGAUUAUGAGAGAAGCAACGCUGUUCAAAUCAAAAAGCUUCUGAACACAAUUGAUCAGAUGGUGACACAGAACAGAGGGAAGCACUACACCAGUGAGAUGCUCCAGGCUGUGGUACAAGCCACUGAAGAGGAAAUGCAAGUGAUGCAGGUGCUGAUGCAGUCCUUCUUCAAGAAGACGUUCAAGGCAUAG